Daucus carota subsp. sativus is the source of this 1608-nucleotide messenger RNA. RefSeq names its product leucine-rich repeat extensin-like protein 4. The coding region runs from base 400 to 1413 and encodes 337 amino acids. The transcript is spliced from 2 exons. The record is from RefSeq and is a predicted model, not a curated record. NCBI's taxonomy places the organism in Eukaryota, Viridiplantae, Streptophyta, Magnoliopsida, Apiales, Apiaceae.
GUAUUGAUUCUUCAAAAAAAAAAAAAAAAAAAGAAGUUAGUAUUGAGAUAGGCAUGUUAACUCAGCAGGUAUUGAUUAGUACAGAGUCAUGGAAAGCAUGGAACAGGAUCACAAGCAUGUUCAUAAAUUCUAUAAAUGAUCUCAGUCUUUGAGAACCGGUAAUUUUCAGAGCUUUCGAGACCGAAAAGGCGAAAACAUUCAACUCCCCACCAGUACUGCCCGUGAAUCAAAUUCAUUCUUGCUCGUUGUCAUGAUAAUGAUUUCAUCUCGAUUUAUCUAAAAACAAAAAGUUGUUUCAGACCACUGAUUGUAGUUGGUCCUAACACCAAACUAACUACUCACGGGCUCAUUCAUAUGUGAACAAGACAAAAACCCAACUAAUUCCAGUCUAUAUAAUAUAUGCUUCUUGCAGUACUAAUUAAACUGCGAAAGCUUCUCAAGGCGCCGUGGCAAAUUAAUCUGAAUUCCGAAAAAUCCGCUUCAAUGUAUCCCAUGCUUCAAUUGGUUUCUCUGUUUCUUAUUUCCCUGGUCCUUCAGGCCUCAGCACAACCGACGCCCUCGUCGGAUAUCACUAUUGUCGGUGCUGUUUACUGCGAUGCCUGCUACAACAACUCCUUCUCAAAACAAAGCUACUUCUUGCCAGGCGUGGAUGUUCACAUACAAUGCAACUUCAGAACAAACUCCCCGGGCACCAGAGAGGAGGUGAGCCUCUCAGUUGACAGAAGUACCGAUGCCUAUGGAAUAUACAGACUCGAAAUUCAAUCCGUUGAAGGAAUGGACUGCACCGCAGCCUCCAUGGUCCAGUCGUCGUGCCAAGCAAGCCUAAUAUCGUUACCGAUCAAUACAGCCUGCACUUAUCCGGGCAUAACAACCACAUCCAGGGAAAUAACGCUAAGGUCGAAGCAGAACAACAAUCUAUGCACUUACAGCCUAAGUGCCAUGACAUACAGACCCCCAACCAAAAACGCAACAUUGUGCGGAAAUGAUCAUAUAGAGGCUAAAAAUCUAGCAACAGACUCGUUUCAAUCCUCGAAAUUUUUCUUCUCUCCGUUUAACUGGCCUCCUCUGCCUCAGCUCCCGCCCUUGCCUCAGCUGCCACCGCUGCCACCUUUGCCAUCCUUCCCGCAAUUUCCUUUCCAACCACCAAGCUCAAAUACACCCGCACCUCCACCUCCGCCUCCACCAUCUUUACCUUUUCCAUUUGCACCGUCAAUAUUUCCUCCGAACCCCUUCUUGCCUUCAGCUCCACCUCCACCGCCACCUGCAUUCAAUUUAGCUGACCCAAGGACUUGGUUUCUUAACAAUCCUUUCAUAUCCCGGUCUCCACCUCCACCAUUUUAUCGAGACCCGAGGACUUGGAUACCAAUCAAUUCUCAGGAACUGAAACAUAACGCUCAGAACCAAAAUCCCUGAGGAGAAGAUGUAUAUACUUGUUACUCUGCUUCCUAUAUAAUUCAUAAUUAUUGCAUAAUAUUAAGGUCACAAUUACGUGACAAUGCCGAUAUUAAAAUUUUAUACAUAUAUAAUUCUACAAAUGAUUUCUGCAUUAGUCCGAAAUAAGAAACACUGCAGUAUGAAUGUAAACCAGCAUAUCAUAUGAUUCAUAUC